AUGAGGCCAUUAGCUAUCUGUAUUGCGCCUGUGAUAUGUACACUGUCUGUCAUGUUGUACCAUAGCUAUCCCGUUACUGCAAUUAAGGAAGUCCUCCCGACAAACAGUAGUAUCAAUAUUAAUACACUAAACUUCAAGAAGAAUAGAAAAGGAAAGAGUAUAAUACUAGUUGCCAGCCAUAGAACAGGCUCAUCAUUUACUGGUGAACUACUAAAUGCAAACCACGAUAUAUUAUACUUGUUUGAACCUCUCAGGUACAUAGAAGGAAAUGCCAAUAAAUUCAACCAAAUGUCAAAUAUCUUUCACUGUCAAUUCACAAAAUCAUAUAUAAAUACGAUUCGAGAUCGGCAAGGUGUACUGAGGUUCAGUCAAGGUCUACGUAAUAUAUUUAAACCAAGGAACAAAUUCAAAACUCCGUCUCCGAUUGAUUUAUCACGCAUGUGUAACACGUACCCUCACAUAGCGAUGAAGGUCAUCCGUUUGGAGUCCCUACAACAGUUGGAACCGCUAGUAUUGGGAGAUAAGUUGGAUCUGAAGAUUUUACACCUUAUUCGAGAUCCUCGUGGGGUUGCAAGUUCUGAAAUGAAUAUUUUAAAAACCAUUUCCAAUAACAGUGUGAUGUGGAAAUUAAAGUCACUAGAUCCGAUUACAAAGAAUUAUUGCCAGCGAGCUGUAAACAUGCUUGAUUUUAGUUAUAAUCUUCCUGCUUCUCUACAAGGCCGGUAUAAACUCAUCCGAUAUGAGGAUAUUGCUAUUGACACUUUUAAUUCAACUAUAGGUAUCUACAACUUUCUGGAACUGCCAUUACACCAGUCCGUGUCUAACUGGAUUGUCGAAAAUACAAAAGCCAGCAACUCUAGCGGUUUUAUGAUCACAAAUAAGAAUUCUACUGCAGCAUCCGAAUCGUGGCGUACGCGACUUCAAUUUGAAGACGUUGAAAUCAUCCAGAACUUAUCACCAUGUGAUGAACUCAUGAAUAUUAUGGGAUAUCAUAAAUUAGAAAGUCUCAGUCAGAUGAACAAUAUGUCUCUGCGGUCAUUUUAG
Messenger RNA from Saccoglossus kowalevskii, 1044 nucleotides. RefSeq names its product carbohydrate sulfotransferase 1-like. Gene Ontology annotation, molecular function: N-acetylglucosamine 6-O-sulfotransferase activity. Lineage: Eukaryota; Metazoa; Hemichordata; Enteropneusta; Harrimaniidae. The record is from RefSeq and is a predicted model, not a curated record. Gene Ontology annotation, biological process: N-acetylglucosamine metabolic process; sulfur compound metabolic process.